Molecule: messenger RNA, 2131 nt
Organism: Seriola dumerili (greater amberjack)
Lineage: Eukaryota; Metazoa; Chordata; Actinopteri; Carangiformes; Carangidae
Gene: yif1a
Product: Yip1 interacting factor homolog A, membrane trafficking protein
Exons: 9
Coding region: 105-1034 (309 amino acids)
Biological process (GO): endoplasmic reticulum to Golgi vesicle-mediated transport
Cellular component (GO): endoplasmic reticulum membrane; endoplasmic reticulum-Golgi intermediate compartment; Golgi membrane
Source: RefSeq, a predicted model, not a curated record
AGUCAGCCAACCGCAGUGGAUGGGUGGGAUCAGCCCUAACAUUCUGAUAGCCACGUAGCUAGCUACCAACGUUAGCUGUGUAGCUAACGUCAGCGAACGUUACAAUGGACUUGCAACACCAUGGGUACCGAGCAACUAAACAGAGAGCUCGUGCAACUCCCCCCACUGCUGAUUCUGUCCUGUUUGAAGACACCAGCUCUGCAGCACCAGCAAUGAACAGUCAGGGAUACUACAAUCCUGGGUACAAUAUGGGAGGACCAUCAAAUGACAUACAAGGAGGUGGUGCUGGAGUGAACAACCUGUUUACUGACCCAAUGGCCAAUGCUGCAAUGAUGUACGGUUCCUCCUUAGCCAACCAAGGAAAGGAUAUGGUAAACAAAGAGAUCAGCAGAUUCAUGUCUGUGAACAAGCUGAAAUACUUCUUUGCUGUCGACACCAGAUAUGUACUGAAGAAACUUAUGAUCCUUAUGUUCCCUUAUACACAUCAGGACUGGGAGGUUCGUUACCAUCGGGACACUCCACUGACUCCAAGACAGGAUGUGAAUGCACCUGAUCUUUACAUACCAACAAUGGCUUUCAUUACCUACAUUUUACUUGCUGGAAUGGCCCUGGGUAUUCAGAAAAGGUUCAGUCCUGAGGUUCUUGGACUGUGUGCCAGCACUGCCCUUGUGUGGGUCAUCAUUGAGGUCUUGGUGAUGCUGUUGAGUUUGUACCUGUUGACUGUUCACAGCGACCUCUCAACCUUUGAUCUCAUUGCCUACAGUGGAUACAAAUAUGUGGGGAUGAUCUUCACAGUGUUGUGUGGCUUAUUGUUUGGCAGUGAUGGGUAUUUUGUGGCCCUUGCCUGGUCCUCUUGCGCCCUUAUGUUCUUCAUUGUUCGAUCUCUAAAAAUGAAGAUCCUUACCUCUCUCUCCUCGGACUCCAUGGGAACUGGUUCAAGUGCCAAACCUCAACUGCGCCUUUAUAUCACUGUGGCCACUGCAGUCUUUCAACCAAUCAUUAUAUACUGGUUAACCUCUCACUUGGUCAGGUGACCUUGAGGCAUUUACUAACCUGAAGUCCAUGUAUGUUGGACCCAAAAAAUGUGGUUGUUGAGUGUUUGUACAACUACCUUUAUACGCUCUUUUGUCAGUAAACUCAAAACAUGUGUAGACAGUGUUGAGCUGCAGCGAGUGUACAGCUUGUCAGAUGGACAUGUUCAUAAUGUAGUUGUUUCAUGAUGUAACAAGAAAGUGUGACACAGUGUCUCAAUGGAAGACUUUUUUUCUGUUGUGUACAGUAACACUGACAAAUGCUAAUUUUUGGCCACCUAACUUUGACCACAAGGGCUUUCAUUGAGAUUUCUUUAUCCUAACUUGGAUUCAGUUUCAUUCAGUUUUCAUUUUAUAUAAUGUCACUGGACAUGCUUUCCAGUAUUACACCUCACAGCCAUACUACACGCCACACAGACACACAGACACAUUACACAUAUGAUCCUAAUACCGUUUUUUUCUGGUAUGUUAAAGUUGCUGCAUUUCCUCUCUCCUCUUGUCAAACCUGGAUUUUAUUUAUCUACAUUUCACAAAGCAUGACAAUGUUUGGAUUUUUGUAGAGAAAAAUUAAAUUUAUUUAGCUUUGUGUAUUCAAUUUGACCAGUUUCUGAUACUUUAUUGUUUUCAGUACCAACAAGCUACAUCUAUACGCAACGUAAUCCUGCAUGAGUUUUAUCUGACUUAUUUACUUCUGAAGAAUAUUUGUUUCAUUUAAUAAGGUUCGAUUUCUAAAGAAGGUGCUAGAGCUCAUCAUACGACCUACAGUCUAUGACUGAGUCAGACAUAUUUUGCAAAGUUAUACUCAGAGGUGGAAAUGAACUGAAAUUCAUUUAGUUAGUGUACAAUUUUGAGGUACUGGUGUUUUACAUGAGAAUUGCCAUUUUGUGGGAAUGAAUGUUACAUUUCAGAGAAAAAUUGUGCCAUUUUUGUGCCUAUGUGCAGUGACAGCCGUGGCUGGAGGCAUUAUGUUUUCAGUGUGUCCAUCAGUACUAUUCUCAUGAAUGCAAUAUCUUGGUAGCACCUUAACUGAAUUUCUUCAAAUUUGGAACAAAUGUAAGUAAUGAUAAUACAAUUGUGUAAUAAAUAACAUAUAACACUGA